GCAGAAUGGCAACUUGCAAAGAGAAAAAAAGAAAUAAAAGACAACCAAGCCACAGCUCCCCUCAAGUCCAAGUCAAGACUUCUUUAUAUAUUCCUUCCUCUUUCUAAACGCACCGUGCUUAACACAUAUUCUUUUGUAUAUUCCGCCGGCAAUAUGAUAUUCCGAUCAUGGAUUUCAGCUUCUUCCUCCUCCGUCAACACCUCUGCUGACCACCCUAUUCCACCACCAAAAGGGGUGUUUCCUGAUGAUGCAAGUAACUUCUCCGACUUACCCAGCAGUUCACCAUCAUUAUUUUCUCAAGAAACCAAUUCUCUUAGUAGCUUACAAAGCAAUCUCUCCCUUUUAACUUUACCUUCAGUUCCUUCUCUCCAAAAUCUCUCCCCUGGAACUUUAAACCUCGCAAUCUCCGCUAGUGUUUUGAAUUCUCUUAAUCCACGAAAUGCCCAUGUCACUUUCCUUGCUAUGCACAAUAAUCUCCUCUAUGCAGCUUCCUCAAAUGAAAUCAACGUAUUCGAACUCACAAAUUUCACACUUAUCGAUACUUUCAAUAACAAAGACCCAUCUUCUGGUUCUGCAAAAUCUAUUACUUUUCUCGAUGGUAAAAUCUUCACUGCACAUCAGGAUUGUAAAAUCCGGCUCUGGAAAUUGACAUCCAUUAAACAGCAUAAACUAAUCGCAACUCUCCCAACGCUUGAGGAUCGAUUACGCCGAUUCGUUUUCCCUAGUAACUAUUCAAAUGUGAGAAGACACAAGAAAAAAAUGUGGAUCGAACACCAUGAUGCAGUGUCUGGAUUAGCUGUGAAUGAUAAUUUAAUGUGCUCUGUUUCGUGGGAUAGGUGUUUGAAAAUUUGGGGAGGUUCGAAUUUAAGGUGUAAAGAAUCGAUAAGAGCUCAUGACGAUGCGAUUAACGCUGUUGUUGUAGGGAAAGAUGGAACAAUUUUUACAGGUUCUGCUGAUAAACGGAUUCGGGUAUGGGGGAAACCGUAUGGAGAGAAAAAAGCGAAAAUCGGGUUAAUUGCGACGUUAGAGAAGCAUAAAUCGGCGGUAAAUGCAUUGGCGUUAAGCUCCGAUGAGUCUGUUUUAUUUUCCGGCGCCUGUGAUCGGUCGAUUUUGGUGUGGGAAAGAGAAGACAGUGCGAAUUACAUGGUGGUUACUGGUGCAUUGAGAGGUCAUACGAAAGCGAUACUCUGUUUGAUCAACGUCUCUGAUUUGUUGUUCAGUGGAUCGGCGGAUCAGACGGUAAGGAUUUGGACACGUGGGAAUCAGGGACAGUUCUGUUGUUUAACGGUACUUGAUGGACAUCGGACACCGGUGAGGUCAUUGGUAGCGACGCCAGUCGCGGUGGAAAGCGGUGGAGCUGAUGGUGGUGUUAAGUUGUUUAGUGGAAGCUUUGAUGGAGAAAUUAAAGUGUGGCAAAUUAUGGUUUCUAAUACAAGUGGAAGUCCUCUCAUAUCGUGAUAUUUGUAUUUUAUUUAGAAUUUAAGAAAACAGAUUUUACGUACUAACAAGUUAAUUUCAUUUUAUUUUUUAUAAUUGUUUGAGAUUUUAUUUGGAAUUUGGUGCUGUUAUUUUAUGCAUUUUUUCCAACUUGACUACUUAGAAAUGGUCAAGAAAUUUACUAUUGGGCAAAUGUUCGAAGUCUGUUAAAUCUUAAGUGUUUCUAUAUAUAUAGUCAAUAUUGUUUUAUUUUCCUAUU
Solanum dulcamara is the source of this 1696-nucleotide messenger RNA. RefSeq names its product protein JINGUBANG. The transcript has a single exon. Gene Ontology annotation, molecular function: protein binding. The record is from RefSeq and is a predicted model, not a curated record. NCBI's taxonomy places the organism in Eukaryota, Viridiplantae, Streptophyta, Magnoliopsida, Solanales, Solanaceae. The coding region runs from base 154 to 1458 and encodes 434 amino acids.